AGAGGCCAGCAGGGACUUGUUGAAGGUGGCCGAUAUACGCAGGAGAGCUACAGCAGAGCCGCUUCCCCCCUGAGACGACGCACUUUGCUGUGAACGUUGGCUGGAAUCACCGGCGCGUCCGCAGGUUGUGCUACAGCCGAGAAUAUGAUGCAACCCAAUCUUGUGAAUGGAACCUUACGGUACGUUUUGAUCUUUGCACUUGUUGUUGGAGUGAUCAUCCUCCUGUACCUUGCUCAUUUUCCGAGCACCCAUACCUUCUGCCCACCACGCUAUGCCCAGGCUUCUCAGUAUUCAGGGCAGUACAACAAAACUUCUCUUCAGCCGCCUUCCAAGCCUGUGCUUUUAUUGUGGUUUUGGCCUGAGAACUAUCGGUUCGACCUGAGAGACUGCAAGACCUUGUUGGACAUUGACGGCUGUUUCCUGACAGACGACAGGUCUUUGUACAGUACGGCAGACGCAGUACUCAUUUUUCACAAGGCAAUCAAAUGGGACCUUUCCAACCUUCCUCCUUCUCCUCGUCCAUCCAAACAAAGAUGGAUUUGGUUCCAUGUUGAAUCGCCAACAAACACACACAGAAUCCCAGGUCUGGAGAACCUCUUCAAUCUCACGUUGGGUUACAGGCAGGACGCUGACAUCAUUGUGCGUUACCACCUUACCAUCAGACAAACCCCAGAGGAAGAGUUUGUGAUGCCCAAAAAGGACAAGUUGGUUUGUUGGAUUGUGAGCAACAACAACCCCUCCACUGGUACAGGAGUCAGGAGCAAGUUUUAUAUGGAGUUGAAAAAGUACAUCGAUGUGCAUGUGUUUGGAAAGGCCUUUGGAACUUUCUUGAACUACGAGGACUACUACCCCACCAUAGCUAGCUGCAAAUUCUACCUGUCUUUUGAGAACUCCAUCCACAGGGACUACAUCACUGAGAAGCUGAACGGACCACUUGUAGCUGGAACGGUUCCUGUAGUUUUGGGGCCCCCGAGACAAAACUACGAGAACUUCAUUCCUAGCAGCUCAUUCAUUCAUGUGAAUGAUUUUCCUAGUGCAAAAGACCUGGCUCAAUAUCUGCUUCAGCUGGACAAAGACGAAAAUCUUUAUCGCAGCUAUUUUCAGUGGAGGAAAUAUUUUGCUGCAAAACGUCACCUCAUAUUACAGACCCAAGAGUUUAUAAAGCCCAUUUGUACUGCCUGCGAUUAUAUAGGAAAGCACAGUGAGUAUAAGGUUAAAAAUGACAUCUAUAAAUGGUACUUUUCAGAAUAAAAAACCCAUAAAAACACACAUCAUGUCAAUCUUUUACAGCCCCGACUUGACUUUUUUAAUUUUAAAACUUGAGAGAUUUUGUCAUUUUUUGCUUUUAAAAUGUUUUUUUAAGUGUGAACCUUUCAUUAUUAAUGUUAUGUGCUAUAUAUCCUUAAAUAAAUGCAUAAAGAGAAGUUAUCCAUUAUUUAGCUUCCUAAUAUGUUUAUUGAACAUAUAAUAAAAGCUUCUGGCUGAGGCCUCUUUUCCACUGCAGGGCUGAACUGUACUGGGCAUGGAGGGUAACGGAUCUUUGUGGCUUUUCCACACGGACACAGUUUGGCAUGGAAUAAUCUCAAACCAGUUUCUAACAGAACAGGUUUGAUUCUGACUAACAAGAUCUGUGCUGACACAAGGUUAGAUGGUGACUCAGAUGUGAGGAUGAAGUUGAGUGCCUGAUGUUGGAGGAACAGAAAGGUGAUAUUAAAUGUGUUCUGAGGUGUUUGGAGCUGUACCAUCCUAUUACCUGUACCUAAGCUAAUGCUUUGCUAAAAAGAUCAUUACACCCCAGUACAGUUUUGAUUCAACUAAACAGUGCCUGCUAUCACAAGUAUAGACUUUAAAAACUUGUGAAAGCAAAGUUGACUGAUCGUUGUUGGAGUGACAUAGAGCUGAAAUUGAUGUAUGAUGCCUCCCACCACGGUACACGUUCCCGGAAUCAAACAUAUUUUGUGGUGGGUGGUGUUCGUAGCUAUUAAAAGCUAUUAGCUAUUACGGCCGUGUGAUUGGCUGAUUAGCUGUUUGUGUUAACAAGCAACUAAACAGGUGUACCUAAUAAAGUGGCCGGUGAGUGUAUGGUUUUUAGGUUUUUCUGCAGCCGGUAAUUAUCCAACAAAAUAUUGUUGUCGUGCUUCUGUUUAUGUGAUGUUAUAUUCAUGCAACAGUCCUGACCUUACACUCUGGUUGAGAAGUGUCCUAAAGAAAGCCAUGCUGUCAUCACAAAUAUCAGUAUUCAUACCACAAAAGGUAAAUCUUAUAAUAUCAGCAGUUAACCCUGACUCCGCACAGGGCUCUGCAGACUAGGCAGUUGAUACCAUUGCAUAGCAGCAACACAUUUGUUGUGGAACUACUUUUCAGUGGUGGUGUCGGUACUAAAGCACAUUCAGUAUAUAAUUCAGGACUGUUAUGAUUUAUUCAUUUCUUCAUUUUGUAAAAACGGUGGUAUAAAAGCAGUAAAACACUCCAGUGUAUGUUAUCAUGAAUAACAUUAAGUUCUAAUAAUUAAACAUAAUUUUUUCUGGGGGCAAAGAAAUUAUUAUUUGCACAUGUUGAAAUUCAGAGGUUAGGGUUUGGGACAGUCAUUAGAAAAUACUCUAUAAAUGAUGGUUUUGUGUAUAUUUAGAUUAUUACUGUCUCAGUGCAUUGGGUAUAAAGAUCAUAAAAUAAUCUGCGUAAUUCUUUAUGGUCUGAACACUUGUUGUUUUUGUUAUUGUUGUUGUUUUUACUACUGCAGUUUAAACUGAUUCUGUAGAAUGGUCCAUAAGCUGUUUAAAUGGCACCAAUUCUGCUGUACUAGAGCCAGUUUACAGGGACCCUGACCACUUCCUAUUUCUCCUAUUGUAUCAAAAACAUGACUGCAAAAUGCCACGGGACACUGCAAAUGAGUCCUCAAUGAGUGGUGUGAAUGUGAAAAUUUAAGUUUCUAACUGCUUGUCUAGGAUCUUCCUUUAAUUUUGGAAAGGAUGUAUUUUACUAAAAAACAAUUUACCUGUAUCUUUCCUUUUCAUACAGCAAGUAGGUAGUAGGAUGCUGGCAUAAAUGAUGCUGAUUAGUUGGAAUUGCUGCCACUCAGUGCUGAUUGGUUCGUAUUACUACUAUUGAGUGCUGAUUGGUUGGCGAGCUGAUCAAUUUAUUGGCUGAGUGAAGUGGUUUCUGCUCACUGAUGUCAUUAAGAUACAUAAGGAACCCUUAUAAACCCUUAUAAAAGUGCUCAAAAAAAGAUUUCGCUCAAAUGCUCGAUGGUUACCCACUCAUUUUGAACUCGCUCCCUCUAGCACUUGAAAACCCGGAAGACAUUACUGAGUAGCAUUUCUUGGUUGUUCUUGAAAUAGCUUAUUACCAAGCGCUCGUAUACUGAAUCCUCUUAAAAGUAGUAAGUAGUAUUCAGUAUCUGACUAACAUGAAUGUCUCCAGUACGCCAAAGAUGCCCAGAUGAUGUUCUGCUACUACAGAAUAUUCCAGGCAGAGUAAACUUUGAGAUGCACUGCAUCCCAAAAUUAAACUUGGGCCAUUUCAGGAGGACGUAACCACUGAUGUGACCGUCUAACCCAGUUAUGCUCCAUUUUUCUCUUUUCCUCUUUUGUUUUUAUCUGUUUUUGCAUUGUCUUGCCACCUUUCUUUGUUGUUCUAUUGAUAUUUGUGUUUUCACUCCUUUUUAUGUUGUUUUUUUUUUUAAUGUCGACAAAUGUCCUGUUCUUUGCACUGUGAUUUUUGCUGGGUCAAUUAAAGCAAAAUAACAAGCUUCCGACUUCGCUAUUUCACCCAAAUAAAGAGCAACGUAUUCAA
Pygocentrus nattereri (red-bellied piranha) is the source of this 3792-nucleotide messenger RNA. Its product is annotated as 4-galactosyl-N-acetylglucosaminide 3-alpha-L-fucosyltransferase 9-like. Gene Ontology annotation, molecular function: alpha-(1->3)-fucosyltransferase activity. The record is from RefSeq and is a predicted model, not a curated record. The transcript is spliced from 2 exons. The coding region runs from base 145 to 1251 and encodes 368 amino acids. Gene Ontology annotation, cellular component: membrane. Lineage: Eukaryota; Metazoa; Chordata; Actinopteri; Characiformes; Serrasalmidae.